AAAGGUCAGACUUGACGGGAAAGAAGCCAAUUUGGCAGCACUGAUUAACCAAAUUUAAUACGAUUUAAAACAACAAAGCAACAAGGGAAAAAAAGUAGAUUCAAUACAAAAUAAUAAUAAUAAUGCAUACUGUAUACGCUGUGUUAAAGAACAAACUUAGCGAUGUCCAUCCUCUGCACAAUAUUGACUUGAAUAAAAAAGUGGGCGAGCUAAAAAUGUUGAUUUCCAAAGAGCUGCAAUUGCAAUUUGAGGCCAGUGAAUUGGAGCUGUGCUAUCAUGGAGAAAUAUUGGAAGAUGUCAAUACAUUAAACCAAGCAUCCAUUAAACCAAAUUCUUUGAUCCAUUGCUUUCGAAAGACCAAGAGAUAUGACGGCUAUGUGCCACCUAAUAUUACAGAGAUCAACACGAAGCACAUUCAGGAGCUUUUCUCGAUGACUUCGCAUUUGCAGAUUAGUGUUAGCUCACGUUUCAAUAUAUUGCAAAAGAUUUUGGCUGAAUAUCCAGAAUUUCGACGCAAUUUGGGUGCCCAGGCUUUGAUACGUGACUCGGUGCUUUUCAAUAUGCUGCACGAGCCGGAGGUAGUGCAGAAUCUGGUUAAAGACUAUCCAUUAAUAUGUGAGGCAGCUCCUUAUAUAGUGGAUACCAUACGCAAGGAAUUGGCACGUAAUAGCUCGGCUACUCAGUUUCAAGAACAGGCAGCUUCAGAGUCGACCACUUCAUCGGAGGAGGAAAGCUCUUUGGGGGCAGGCAGUAGCAGCAGUGGCGGUAGUAGUAGUACUGCUGUCGCCUCAGCUGCCGCCUACCGUCGCGAUGAGAUGGCCAAUAUCCGCCUAAUCAGUCGCCAACAAUUGGCCAAUGCGUUGGCCAAUGUCAGUUCGUUUAAUUCAUUGUCCAAUAUAGCACAACGUAAUGCCGAUGAAGCCGCACAGGAUAGCGGAUCGGGAUCCGGAUCAACAUCAACAAGUGUCAAUCCUUCAGGAGCUAGUAGCUCUACUGGAGGGCCAAUUACUUCGGAUUUGUUACGUACUGAAUUGGCUCGGGCGUUUCAAUCUCUGCAAGGAGCAGCAGCAACUUCAGCCAGUCAACAGCCGCCUGUAGAGCAAAUGGAUGUGGAUCAGGCCAACGCUCCGUCUGGAGUGUCACAAGAAGAGGACGAUCACGAUGGGGACGAUGAUGAUGAUGGUGCAGUCGAUGAUAGCGAUGUCCUGCCACGAUGCUAUCGCCGCCAUCGUUUCACCGAUCAAUUGCGCACCAUGGCCGCCAUGGGUUUCAUUAAUCAUACACAGAAUGUCAACUAUUUAACCUUGGCCGAUGGCAAUGUGGAGCAUGCCAUAAAUUUGCUAAUGCUUGGAAUGAAUUAAAUUUCAUUUACAUCAAUUUCUGUUUACAUAAAUUAUAUACAUACUUACAUACACAUAAAAUAUACUUAAGUUGAAACAAA
Drosophila willistoni is the source of this 1441-nucleotide messenger RNA. RefSeq lists its product as uncharacterized. Gene Ontology annotation, molecular function: polyubiquitin modification-dependent protein binding. Gene Ontology annotation, cellular component: cytosol. Gene Ontology annotation, biological process: ubiquitin-dependent protein catabolic process. The transcript is spliced from 3 exons. Lineage: Eukaryota; Metazoa; Arthropoda; Insecta; Diptera; Drosophilidae. Bases 123 to 1361 code for a protein of 412 amino acids. The record is from RefSeq and is a predicted model, not a curated record.